Messenger RNA from Mesorhabditis belari, 828 nucleotides. NCBI's taxonomy places the organism in Eukaryota, Metazoa, Nematoda, Chromadorea, Rhabditida, Rhabditidae. The record is from the annotation of a GenBank genome assembly.
AUGGGGCGGGAGAAAACGCAGUGUUGUGGCCGGAAAUGGUGUGUCGGUGACGUGUGUGGAAUUAUUUGCGCUGUCAUUACCUGGGGAUUGGUGAUUUACGGAGAGACGUGCAUCUUAUGGGUGAUGAUGUCUUCAUGGGAGCUUCACCCAGUUCAUCAGACGGUUAACUUCAUCAUCUUCAAUUUCUUCGCAAUUAUGGCCCUGACAAGUCAUGCAAAGACAAUGUUGACUGAUCCUGGAGCUGUACCAAAAGGGAAUGCUACAGAUGACUACAUUGAGCGAUUACAAUUGAUGAACGAAAAUAAAGUCGUGUAUAAAUGCCAAAAAUGUUGCUCGAUUAAACCAGAACGCGCCCAUCAUUGCUCCGUAUGUGAAAGGUGUAUCAGAAGAAUGGAUCAUCACUGCCCAUGGGUCAACAAUUGCGUCGGCGAAGGAAAUCAGAAAUAUUUUGUGCUUUUCACGUUGUACAUCGCUUGCCUAUCAAUACACGCACUUUAUUGGGGUGUAUGGCAAUUUGUUGAGUGCGUCGGAUCCGAAUGGGCCACUUGUCCAGCAUUAUCACCGCCCGCUACUACGCUACUUUUGAUUUUUCUACUCUUCGAAGGAGUCCUAUUUGCUAUUUUUACUGGCGUGAUGUUUGGUACCCAGAUCUCCGCCAUUUGCUCAGAUGAAACCGCCAUCGAGAGUCUUAAACGGGGCGAUUGCGAGAAGGUUCGUGGCUCAUCUUGGAAAAAUCUACAGAUGGUCUUCGGUGGCCCGUUUUCUUGGAGAUGGCUUUCACCGCUUGUCGAACCCUAUGCUACAAAAGCGACCUUUGAGUAUUCCGUG